UAAAAGAAAGAAAUGGCAUCCGAAUUCGGACCACCAAAUCCAAUUCCCUGUGCUCAAUACGGUCAAUUCUUUCAACCAUUCUUUCAACAAAAUCCCAACUUUUGUCUAAUAGUAGGAUGUGAUUGUUCCAGUUCUUCUUUAGUUUUUCCUCCUCUUUCAUCUCCAUCGUUUUUGUCAUUGCCACCAUCAUCAUUAUCUCCUCUUCUACCAUUAUUGCUACCACCGUCAUCAUCACUAGCUCUUUCCCCACCAAUAUUACUACCACCACCACUUUUUUCUCCUGCCUCUACGCCUCCUCAAACUCUCCUGCCAACGAAACCUUCCUCUAAACCAACCCAGGUACUGAAUUUUUCUCCUCCAACUUCAACUCCAGCAUCAUCUUUUUCGUCAAGCGGCCUCAUCAUUGAAAUGGCAGCAACAGUCACUUUUGCCAUUUUGAUUGUGGUGCUUAGCGCUUUUGGUAUUUUUUAUUGGAAGAAUAGAAAGAGAAAACAUGAUAAAGAUCUCGAACUUAAAGGCAAUAACGGAAUAAUAGAAAUCUCCUCAAAGAACAGAAUAUUCAGAUACGAGGAGUUGGCAGUUGCAACAGAUGGAUUCUCGAAAGCGAAUUUGCUUGGAGAAGGUGGAUUCGGUUAUGUUCACAAAGGACUCCUUCCAAACGGCAAGGAGGCUGCCAUCAAACAGCUCAAGGAUGGAAGUAGGCAGGGAGAGCGUGAAUUUCAAGCUGAAGUAGACAUAAUCACUAGGGUUCAUCACAGGAAUCUCGUUUCUUUGCUUGGAUAUUGCAUCGCCGACCACCAUAGACUUCUCGUCUAUGAAUUUGUUCCAAACAAUACAUUAGAGUUCCAUCUACAUGGUUAUCCCAAGAUCAUCCAUCGUGAUAUCAAAGCUGCUAACAUUCUCCUCGAUUUUAAUUUCCAAGCGAAAGUUGCUGAUUUUGGGCUUGCAAAGUUUUGCCCGGAUAUGAAUACGCAUGUUUCCACUCGAGUCAUGGGAACUCUAGGGUAUGUAGCCCCUGAAUAUGCUUCCAGUGGAAACCUCACUGAAAAAGCCGACGUUUUCUCCUUCGGAGUCAUGCUUCUCGAGUUAAUUACUGGCCGCCGACCAAUAAUUGAUUCACAUCAUACUUUCAUGGAGGCAAUGCCUUUGCUAACAAAGGUUUUGAAAGAGAAUAAUUUUGAAGUUGUAGCUGACCAAAAGCUCCAAAAUCAGUAUGAACCAACCGAAAUGGUUUCCAUGCUGGCCUCUGCAGCUGCUUCUAUACGAUAUGAAGCAAAGCUUCGACCAAAGAUGAGCCAGAUAGUUCGUGCUUUGGAAGGAGAUGCAUCUCAAGUAGCUGAGUUCACUUCUAAUGUAUUAUCCUUAGAUUCUGAGGCUGCUGCAUACAGACGAGAAAUGAUUAAAAUCAUUUGUGACAUGAGUGGAUCCACGAGUUAAUUAGUGACACAAAUACAAUAUUAAUGAACCCGAAGGAGAUUAUAUAUUCACAAGAGUUUCCACCCUCAAAACAGGUUAGGUGAUUAGUGUAAUUAAGUUUUGUUUUCUGCGAUGAGAGUUAGGUUUCUUUUAUAAUUAACAACUAAGAUUAUACUAUCCCAACAGAUAUGUAAAUUAACCUACAGACCAAAAACAGUGUGUGUCAUAUAGUACAUACUACAUCGAUUGUCGAUCUAUUAAAGAAGCUAAAAAUUUGAACUUUAAUUUA
Arachis ipaensis is the source of this 1705-nucleotide messenger RNA. NCBI's taxonomy places the organism in Eukaryota, Viridiplantae, Streptophyta, Magnoliopsida, Fabales, Fabaceae. The record is from RefSeq and is a predicted model, not a curated record.